AUGACGACACCUGGAUCUCCGCCGGUCAAGCUAACGCAUUGGCACCACGAGUUGCUGUGGGAAACCAAGCUCAUGUACGCGUUGUCCUCGGCAGGCGGCUCUGCCAUGUUCAACUUCCUGACGGUCUACUACCAGCACACAGCAGGCUUUUCCAAGGUGCAGAUCGUGGCCGAUCGCAUUCGCAACCAGCGGCUUAUCCAUAUUUUCUGCAUCAUCAGCGGCUCCGUCUUGUGGUUCUCACUACAAUUCUUCGCGUGGUCGUUCGAGUGGACCAUCUUCAUGGUAAUGCUGGCGCAGUUCCAACGCAGCCCUGGUGCCUCGUUGCUCGACCACGCGGUGCUAAACUUGCUGGACAAGGUAGGAGGUGAGUACGGGAAGCAGCGCUUGUUCGGUGCAGUAGGCUUCGGGAUUGGCGCCUACGUGACGGGCCUGGCGGUGGCUGUUGGUGGUAUCUACUGGUCGUUCGGAAUGAGCUUUAUCCUAUGCAUGUCAUCACUGUUAGUGCUGCGGUUGAUUCCACCGGUGCGAUAUGGCGACAAAGGAUACACAGCACUGGAGGCGGGUGAAGACAAAGAAAACACUGAGUCCGAAGCGCCAGCAUCCUUUAUGGAAAACAUCCGGGUGGUUACGAAAGAGUUUGACGUCCUAGUGCUGCUUGGUGUUGUAUUUCUGAUGGGGCUGAUGUACGGGGUGUUGUCGAGUUUCCUUACUCUUAACUUGUACAACCUAUCCGGCGGAGAUGCGAAGAUCGUCGGCGUCGCCAUCAUGUGCGAAACUGCGUCCGAGCUGCCGGCCUUCUUCUUUUCGCACAAGAUUAUCAAAAAGAUCGGUACAGUGAACGUACUCCUGGUGUCUAUUGCUGGAUACGCGCUUCGCAUCUCGUAUUACGCAGUGAUGACAGACCCGUGGAAUGCCAUCCCAUUUGAAUUCUUGCACGGUAUCACCUUCGGCCUGGCGUGGGCUGCAGUGACGCAGUACAUUUACUCGUCGACGCCUAAGGGGUGCGAAGGAACUGUAAUGGGCGUGCUGAAUGCCAUUCAGAACGGUAUCGCGCGCGCUACUGGCACUCUAGUCGGGGGAUACUUUUAUGAAAACUACGGCCCGCGCGUCAUGUGGCUGGUGACUGAUCUGGGCGUACCGCUCUCGCUAGUCGGUGUCGGAGUGUUUGCCUACUUCAAAAACGCGAACGAAGCGGUGCACGAAGAUUUACUCGAGGAGGCCGAGCUGUUUUCUCCGCAUGCCGCGGACCCACAAGCCCUAAAAAGCGACGGUCAGCUACUGUAUGACGAGAUCGAGUAA
Molecule: messenger RNA, 1299 nt
Organism: Phytophthora nicotianae INRA-310
Lineage: Eukaryota; Oomycota; Peronosporomycetes; Peronosporales; Peronosporaceae
Exons: 2
Coding region: 1-1299 (432 amino acids)
Cellular component (GO): membrane
Molecular function (GO): transmembrane transporter activity
Source: RefSeq, a predicted model, not a curated record